Amoebophrya sp. A120 is the source of this 3604-nucleotide messenger RNA. NCBI's taxonomy places the organism in Eukaryota, Dinophyceae, Syndiniales, Amoebophryaceae. The record is from the annotation of a GenBank genome assembly.
UGAAUUUCAUCAGCAUGAGAAAUGCGAUCUGUAUUUAAUGCAGAUUUGCCUCAAGAAUAAGAAAGAUAAAUUUAACGACGCACGAUUGCAAUGGCUACGAGUACGAUACAUUUGCACAGGAUGCCCGACCAUGAACGACGACGGGGAGACACCGCCGGCCAUCACGCCGCGCCAGCAGCAGUUUUGGAAUAAGAUCAACCUCCCAAACACGCACUUUAUUAACAAUUACGAUGUUCUUAUCGCCUGGGACGAAUUGAAGGCCCGAGACGCCGACCCUCCUAAACCAGGCGUGGAGGGGAUCUCCAUUGAGGAAGCGACGCGCCUCGCGCACGACACCGACUUCCAUGAUGGAAUACCGAAUUCAGUUUACACCAUCUUCGGCAACCAGGAGACAACGCCAGACGUGAUGCAGCAGCGGUUCAUAUGAUAGUGGGCAAUUUCUACAUCAAGAACUACUCGCCUUGUUUGUGUUCUUUCCCUUUGUUUGUAGUGGUGCAUGACCACCAGCAGUAGCUCCAGCAAGAGCAACAGAGACAAUAGCAGAGAAAAAGAUGUAGCCUCUUUCUAUUAACCAUGACAAAUUCAUUGCAUUUGUCUUUGUCACGAUUAGCAGGCACCCUAAGUGAUCCACUUUUUGCUGCAUGAUAUGCGAAGGAGUUGUGGGAAAGGGAUUAUAAUUAUUUGUCCACUGCCAUAGACCAACUUUGUAGACCAGGACCACGACGGAAUUGUCACCCAAGAGGAAUUCCGUGCCAAAUUCGGGCCUGUAUGAGGGUGCGCAAGAACUCCCCCUCCCUCCGAUUUGAAGGGCAUGAGCAGCAACGCAAGCAACGCCACGCAUUUGUACUCUCCAUAUUGCACCACUACAUCGGCAUGACGCAACAUUUACAGGUUUGUUUCGUGUUCUUCUAAAGGUUCUUGGCACUGUGCAGUAAACAGAUUGUUUUGAAGGCGAAUAGCGGGAUUGUUGUUCAUGUUCUGCUUAUACAUCAAACGAGGGGCGGGAGAUUGCGCACUCUCAUACUUUAUCAAAUGGAAAAAUGUCUGGGUCUGGAAGAAUGCGCGACUUGUCAUGCAGCUUUUCCAUGACCCAUGAGGUCUGGAAUGCAGGGCCUAGCAUGACAGAUUCUGUGCGAUCUUUCUCAUGCCUAUCCUGCAUGAGAAACUGCCUCCCGACUUGGUCAAAACUGGACGACUUUUGGCAAUCAUGCAACACAGAUUUUUGCAUGCUUCAGAUCUAGCAUGACAAGUUGCAUUCUUCCAGACCCAGACAUUUUUACAUUCGAUAUACUUGAGCAUCGGCAACACCGACGACAACUUUCCGGCGUUCGUGUAUGGGGGUGUCAGGAUCGAAAUCGACAAAGUCGAAAAGUUUGUGAUGCAUAAGAUGCUAGACACUGCAGGCCUGUAUUGGGGAGCAGGCAAAUGAGACCGAUUGCAAGCCUGAUUAGGCUUAUGCAACGUGGUGCCAGAGUAGCACGACAGUAGCAGUCUUCUUUGCCCAAACAGCAUGACAGACUGGAUUUGGGUGCUCCCGCAAUUUGUUAUGCGCCACUUGGAAACUGAGGCCCCACCUGGCAUCGAUUUUAUGCAUCACAAAUUUUUCGAUUUUGUCAAUUUCGAUUCUGGCACUUCCAUAUCGUGGAGCCUCCGCCCGUAUGCAUUGCAAAUAUCAUUAUAUCUUCUUCGUACUACCAGUACUACAGACCGCAUUCGCAUAUAGUUUUUUUUUUGGCAGCGCGACGAGAUAGCCUUUCAGUUUCAGUUUCUUCAGGAGCCUUUUUCAUGCCGAUUCCGGUAGAAGCGUACGACUGAAAGCGGGUUACAGAAGCAGAUCGGUCCAUCGGUCAUGCAAGUAUGCACGAAAUGAAAUUUCUAGUACGAGUAGGAUAUUGCUUUUGCGCGGGAUAACCCGACAAAGGUUUCGACUUCUGGCAGGACACCGUGCGUGCUGGCUACGCCGAAACAGAUACGCCGCACAACCCGAACCUUUUGCAAGAGGGUGCCCUAGGUGUCAGCCCUCUCGGUAAGGAUUAUGCAAUGAAAGGGUAGUACCAAUGUACCGCGCAUGUACGAAGACAUGUAUGACAACUUCUUCCAACAACCUAGCGUCGCUACUUAGCUUCGUACUAGCAGCAAAUUGAAUUGGUGACGCACGAGUGGAAUUUGUAUGUGCAUGGUACAUGAUGAUUUUCUUCUGAUAUUGAUCCGCAGGGCGUAGGGGUGGUUAGCUGGGAGGAGCUGCCGAAAGAUCCUGACGGAUCGGUCAGACUCGACGACGUGACAAUAUGGCACUUAUUUCAAGCGUUACACUCUCAAUUGUUACAUGAGUUGUGAUGCAACGCGAGCAUCUUCAUGGUUCGCAUCUACACGAGCAAGCGGCUUCGCAUGGCAAGUUCUGAACAAGAACUCGCUAAAUAAAGAUACCAUAGAGAAUCGUCCGUCUCCGUGCCAAACCUGUAAUCCAAGGAAGAUGCGCAAGGGUCGCGUUUUCUAUUCAUCUUGCAUCACAGAUUUAUGCAACAGUUGUUGAGAGUGUAACGUUUGACAACCCCAUAAGCAAGCGAGGCAGGUGGACGCGGUGGACCGGGUAUCUUCGGCGUUGCGGGGGAAGGCCAUGCCGGGGACGAGCGGUUCAAACUGGUGGACGGAGAUCAUGGGUAUGAUCUUGUUCCUGUGCAAAAGCAUAUCAAUCGCUCCGGUACAACUUCAUAGAUUGCAGCCUUUGCAUGGCAGGUCUGCGCGUGCGCCUGUGCCUGACAUGAAUCUGCAUGACAAGUUCAGCUUUUCGUUUUGCAUAAAUAAAGUUUGCCGCGACAUUGCAUAAUGAAGGUUGCCACUACUGGCACUGCGAUGCGGAAGAUAUUAGUUUUGCAAUGCAUAUUGGCGACGGCAAAAUCACCAAGGAGGAGUACGAGCGGUACUUCGGCCAAAACGGGAUGGAUCGCAACGUAUCCACUGCAAAUAUGUCUUGGUGAUGUCGAUGAUGGCAUGACUUGUAUUUGUAAUGCGGAACGCGCGCCGUACUUCUGUACUUUGUGCAAUUGCAUGCUGCCAAAGAGCACUGGCACUGCUUCUCUGUCAUGUAAAGGCACGGCUUCUCCUGGAUGCGUAUGCGCAUAGUGGCCAGCUCGUCCCGCUCGGCGUCAUUCGUACACGUACUCAUCUUUUCCUUUUGGCGUAGCGAUGAUAAUAUCAAGGACCCAGACACGCUUGCAAUGCAUACAACGACGAACACUACGACGACAUCGUGAACGCGAAGGACGUACGUAUUGUACAUCUGUUUCUUGGGUCUGGAACGUUGGAACUUGAAUUUGUCAUGUUUGUCUGGUACUCGAUCUGGAAAAUUUGCAUUGCAUGAACGGCAAAAGCGCGUUCUCUUUUGUCAGGGAAAUACAAAUAUAGAUGGACUUUGUCACGCGCAUAAGGGAGGGCUCUCCAAUUGUCGUGCUUGGCUGCGCUCGCAAGUCGUGUUUCAGUCGUUUAUAUUUCCGUAUCACAAGUUUCCAGACCCAGACUUAUUUGCGAUGGAUAGGUUGUCGCCACGACAGACGCUCCAGCAGUUGUAGAACCUUCACGCACCAACCCACCACCAGCAGAUGAA